AUGCUAAAAGUUAUUAAGUUAGCAGUGCUGGGCACUAGUAAGGAAUUCUCCGGUGUUUUACAAAUUACGGUGCUAAAAAGUGUUAGAGACGCUGUUUUUAUAAAUACUUUGUGGAAAAACAACUUUGUACUGAGCAAAAUGAUAGAACUUUGUGGUAAAAUAUUGGUUGGAUUCAUUGCUGUCAAGAUAUGCUUGCAACUGUUCCAUUUAUUAUAUGUUUAUGUACUUGGUUCAUGCCCUAAUCUUAAACGUUAUGGAGAUUGGUCAGUGGUUACCGGGGCAACGGAUGGUAUAGGCCGUGCCUUUGCUGAAAAUUUGGCAAAGAAAGGACAAAAUAUUGUUUUGAUCAGCAGAAAUCCUGAAAAGCUAAAAAAUGUCGCUGCUGAAAUAGAAUCAAAGUAUCAAGUUGAAACAAGAACAAUUCAAGCAGAUUUUUCAUCAUCUGAUAUUUAUGAAAACAUAGGAAAAGAAAUUUCGGGGUUGGACAUUGGACUUUUGGUUAAUAAUGUUGGAAUUUCUUAUGAUUUUCCUGAAGAAUUAAUGAGUGUUACUGGUCUAACUAGUUUCAUGAAAUCCACUAUGGCUAUCAAUGUAACAUCUGUUCUAGGCAUGACAGAAGUAGUUAUGCCAGCCAUGCUUAAAAAGCGUAAAGGAAUCAUUUUAAAUGUUUCUUCUGCUGCCGCGUUGCAGCCUACUCCAUUGUUAACAAUAUAUUCCGCAUCUAAACUAUUUGUUGACUGUUUUUCUCAAGCUCUUGGCUUUGAAUAUAGCAAAAGUGGAAUAACAAUUCAAACUGUUAUGCCUUUUUAUGUGACCACAAAAUUAUCAAAAAUCAGAAAGUCCAGUUUUUUUGUCCCCACCCCUGAUAGUUAUGUAGCUUCAACUCUUAAAACUAUUGGCCGAUCCCGUCGUACAUUUGGAUGUCUGUCCCAUGCUCUACAAGCCAUGCUGAUGUCCCUAGCACCAGAAUACAUUCGAAUGUUUGUUGCUGCUAAAAUGAACUAUGGCGUCCGUGCUCAUGCUCUUAAAAAGAGAGCAAAGGCAACUAAGUCAUCCUAA
This is a messenger RNA of Ciona intestinalis (vase tunicate), 1059 nucleotides long. The record is from RefSeq and is a predicted model, not a curated record. Lineage: Eukaryota; Metazoa; Chordata; Ascidiacea; Phlebobranchia; Cionidae.